GCUCGCGUGCCACGGCAUUUGUAAUGGCGUGCGACGGCUAGGAAAAGGGCAACAACGCGCACGAGUGCUCGAGUUUUCGUCUGUUGUAAAAACGGGAAGUGCGUUAGUGCGUGCGUGGCGUGACAGUAUCGUUAAAAUGACAACGACGUCGAGUAUUCUGCCGUCGUAUCAGCGGUUCGUGAAUGGUGUGCCGGUGCCUCUAUUCUCGAGACGGUCGUUCCGCCCGCGUGAAAAGUAUCUGAUCAUGUUGGUGUUUUUGACGUUCGGUGUCGUGUGUUUCGGAACGUUCUUCUUUUUGCCGGAUUUCCGUCCGGGCACUGGCGGCGUCGCAGUGAACAGUGUUUACCGUGUAUACCAACACAUGCAAAAAGCGGGACCGGAAUUACUUAUACCGGCGCCACCUCGUUUACAAGGGGGCAUAAAGGGGUCCAUAGGUCAUCUUAAUGCUGUGCCACCUGGACACGAGGGCAUUGAUCAUCAGGAUGUGCAUAUUCUUCAGGACAAGCAAAAGCUGCAGGCGAAGAUCGACGAGGAAUAUCAGCAACAGAAGAUGUUAGAGAAGCCGGAAGUGAUUGGUGAAAUACAUGUGCGUGUUACUAGUUCGCCAUCGUUAGUGCUUCACCGGAAGAACGAAGUUCUAGAGACUGUGCCGCCAGCACCCGCCAGUAAACUUCCUUUGACGGUUGGUGGAGAGGACAAGGACCCCAUCGCCAGGGAACGGAGGGACAAGGUCAAAGAGGUGAGUGAUUACGAUUUCAACUGCAGCAGCUUCGUAGCCAGUAAUUUUCAUCAUUUGUAAGUAAAUUAUGGAACAAUUAACUUAAUCUCAGACUAAUGAAUUUUUUCCAAAUUUUCCAGAAAAUAUUAUAUCUAUAUAUUAUUAAAUUUUACGUCGUUUCACUUCUUAAAACUCCGUAUGUACAUUUCUUAAGAGUUCAAAGGAUCGUUGGGCAACAGAUUGGCCAACCGUCUCGAAAAGAAAAGUUUGGCAACGUCGUGUAAGGUCGUGCGAGACACCUGCAACAGCUUAAUACUUUAUAGCGACCCCCUUUGGACUUACUCGUCGGCGAUAUUUUUUCGAGGGUGUGGGUCGAAGAGCGCCGAGGGCGAGGCGCGAUAAAGGGUAGUUGUUCGAGUUCGUUAGAACGGCGAGAAUAAAAGGAGAGCCGUGGCGAGAUAGGAAGAAAACAGGGCAAUUAUUCGAGGUGGGACAGGAACAUUUUUAUUAAAGUUUCUUAUCGGCCACCCGCGUGAUGUAUAACGUCACGCUCGAAGCGGUUCCCGUGCGAACACGAUGGCCACUUCCUCGCGUGUUCGAAGAAACGUAUCCGCGUUUUCGAUCUUUUCGGUUAUUUGUCAUUUACUUUGUAGGGUUAUUUAGGAAGAUUUAAAAGUUUUUCGAAAGUUUUUUUUUUUUUACGAUGUCUCGAGAUGUUCGACGUCUGGGGUCUAUUUUCUAUUAGAUUUUCCUCGUUAUAGAGAGAGAUGCUAGGAGGGUGUAAUUUUACGAUGUUUACUCGAGAAGGGUUGCGAUGAUGGUUUUGUGUUACCUUUUAUUAUCCUUAUUUGUUCCUCGUGUUGAUUUUACAUGUUACAAUAAAUGUAAGUUGAUCUUUGUUCCUUUAUUAUUUCGUUAUACUUCGAUUCUUUAUUUUUUUGAAAGAUAGAGAAAGGUAUUUUUCUAAACAAAGAUUAUAAAAUAUUAAGGGAAAAAGUC
This is a messenger RNA of Apis dorsata (giant honeybee), 1717 nucleotides long. RefSeq names its product mannosyl-oligosaccharide alpha-1,2-mannosidase IA-like. The coding region runs from base 137 to 799 and encodes 220 amino acids. NCBI's taxonomy places the organism in Eukaryota, Metazoa, Arthropoda, Insecta, Hymenoptera, Apidae. The transcript is spliced from 3 exons. The record is from RefSeq and is a predicted model, not a curated record.